Messenger RNA from Cladocopium goreaui, 733 nucleotides. NCBI's taxonomy places the organism in Eukaryota, Dinophyceae, Suessiales, Symbiodiniaceae. The record is from the annotation of a GenBank genome assembly.
AUGUGGUCAAAAUUUGCCGCAGCUUUCUGCAGCCUGCCAAUUCAGACAGGGUGUAUCCGACUUGUUCUUGGGGUUUGUUCCAGGAUAUGUGCCAAAAUACAGAAUGGCGCAGCUGAUUGGAACCAUUUGUUUGCAAGCUCUAAAUUUUUUGAACGCCAUUUUCAUUUUUUGCAGAUUGACAUAACAGCCGCCAAUGAUGCAAUCAUGAGUCAGUGGCUCUUGUGGUGCAGAAGGCAUUUGCAAGGUGUUGCUGAGAAGUUGGAGGCCGUUCGCACUUGCCAAUUGCAUACUCGGCCCUGGCCCGUUUGGGUACCCUUCAAGGAUCCCGACUGGCAUGCUGCAAAGACACUGUUCAUAGCGUUGCGAAUUGAACCUCCAAAGUCUGCUGGUGGACAGACAGGCGCACGACCAGUCGUUGACCUGCGUGAAGUUUUGGUGAAUAUCUUGGAGAAACUUUGUGCUUGGCCUUAUGCGACAAAGCACAUCGGUGAAUUUGAUCUCUACAUUCGGCACAUGUCACAACCAGAGGCCCUUCCCAGAAAUGGUGGUGUCUGUCAUGAUGGUGCCUGUCCUCCUGCUGAUGUCUUGGUGGUCUCUCAAUGGUGUUUCGGUGGUUGUAGGUGAUGUCUUGGCUGGCUACAGUUGAGCAGGGCUUGCCAGUGAAGCGACAGUUGGGCGGUGCAAAUGAGACUGUCAACAGAAUGUAAGCAGACUUUCUGAUUUUCUCAAGAAG